Eurypyga helias (sunbittern) is the source of this 881-nucleotide messenger RNA. It is a transcript of the gene CRYAB, whose product is annotated as crystallin, alpha B. Gene Ontology annotation, molecular function: protein folding chaperone; structural constituent of eye lens. NCBI's taxonomy places the organism in Eukaryota, Metazoa, Chordata, Aves, Eurypygiformes, Eurypygidae. Bases 230 to 754 code for a protein of 174 amino acids. Gene Ontology annotation, biological process: response to heat; protein refolding. The record is from RefSeq and is a predicted model, not a curated record. The transcript is spliced from 3 exons.
CCCCCUCCUCCUCAGCAGCGUGUUCAAAUCCCCGAGACAGCUACUGGGCACCACUGAAGGGCCCAGCCCAGGAGUGGGACAAUAAAAUCCCUGACACCACUGUUCAAGAGGCCUGGGGGCUGGGGGGGGGAGGGAAAGGCCAGGCCAGCUGCACGGGUAUAAAGCUGUGCCCCGCUCCCGGCACAGCACUGCAGCACAGUUGUUUGCCAGGCUCCUCCAGCGCUCUCCAAUGGAUAUCACCAUUCAUAACCCCCUGAUCCGCAGACCCCUCUUAUCUUGGUUGGCACCAAGUCGUAUCUUUGACCAGAUUUUUGGAGAGCACCUGCAGGAGUCAGAGCUGCUCCCUGCUUCCCCCAGCCUCAAUCCCUUCCUGAUGAGAUCCCCCAUUCUUCGGAUGCCCAGUUGGCUAGAGACAGGACUCUCUGAGAUGCGACUGGAGAAGGACAAGUUUUCUGUAAACCUUGAUGUGAAGCAUUUCUCCCCUGAGGAGCUAAAAGUGAAGGUGCUUGGGGACAUGAUCGAAAUUCAUGGGAAACAUGACGAGCGCCAGGAUGAGCAUGGCUUUAUUGCCAGGGAGUUCAACAGGAAAUACAGGAUUCCAGAUGAUGUGGACCCUCUGACCAUAACCUCAUCCCUCUCCUUGGAUGGUGUCCUGACCGUGAGCGCGCCGAGGAAACAAAGUGACGUCCCUGAGCGCACUAUCCCCAUCACCCGCGAAGAGAAGCCUGCCAUUGCAGGAGCCCAAAGGAAGUAGGCUGCUACGUAAAGUCACCCCGUGGAGCCAUUCAAGAGCACUUCCCAUCAGAUGCCAACCAUACUGAAUGGCUACUCUUAUUAUUUAUGCUGAGUAAGUUUACUAACAAAUAAAACAUGAAUAAGCA